AUGGCAUCUCCUCUAUGCAGAGCGGCCUCCGCGAACGUUCUGACUGCUCAGGACCAAGUUUCCACGCCUUCCUCCAAGGUCAAAGGCAGUCAGGUUCAGGCUAAGGGCGGCCACCCCCGAGGCAAGGGUGCUGCCCAGGCCUGGUACCCGGCCCACUCCAAGUCGGGAUCCCGCCCCGCUAGCGGAGUGAAGCCCUCUGUGCACACACAGGUGGCUGAGUUACAAAGGAAGAUACAACUCUUAGAGGGCGACCGGAAGGCGUUUUAUGAGAGCUCCCAGUGGAACAUCAAGAAGAACCAGGAGACCAUCAACCAGCUCAGAGAGGAGAUCAAGGCACUGCAAAUACAGCUGGCAAAACUGCUCCAGGAAGAUGAGAAAGUGGUCCAGACAGUGAUUCGGGAAUGGAAGUCAGAGAAGCCGUACCUGAAGAACAGAACAGGCCAGGCCCUGGAGCUCCUCGACUACCGACUGCGUGAAAAGGUGAAGCAAUUGAACGCUCUGCGCCACGAGGUGGAGUUGCGGCAGAAGCGGCUGGAGGAACUCCAGCUGCAACACAGCCUGCGUGAGCUCGAGAUGGCCGAGCUGCAAGACAGCAACACGGAGGUUGCUAAGACCAUGAGAAACCUGGAAAACCGCCUAGAAAAGGCCCGGAUGAAGGCGGAAGAGGCGGAACACAUCACCAGUGUGUACCUGCAGCUCAAGGCCUAUCUGCAGGAGGAGAGCCUUAACUUGGAGAACCGGCUGGAUACUAUGGAGGCUGAGGUGGUGCGAACGAAACAUGAGCUGGAAGAGCUGCACCUGGUGAACCAGGAGGCGCUCAAUGCCAGGAACAUCGCCAAGAAUCAGUUGCAAUAUCUAGAGGAGACGGUGUACCGAGAGCGCAAGGAGCGUGAGCGCUACAUAACCGAGUGCAAGAAGCGAGCAGAGGAGAGGAAACUGCAGAAUGAGCGCAUGGAACGAAAGACCCAGCGUGAGCACAUGCUGCUGCAGUCCGAGGACAUGACCCAGGAUAAGCUGCAAGCCAAGGAGGAGCUGUGGCAUCGCUGGAACAUGUACCAGAUGGAAGUGAUCUUCGACAAGGUCAAGGACGCCACUGGUGUGGCCGACACACACUCGGUGGUCCGGCGGUUUCUGGCCCAGGGCGACACCUUCACCCAGUUGGAGGCCCUCAAGAGGGAGAAUGAGGAGACGCUGGUGAGGCUGAAGCAAGAGAAGCAGAGGCUGCAGCAGGAACUCGAACGCCUCAAGUAUUCCGGGGAGCAUACGCUGGUGAGCGAGCAGCAGCUGCUAGCCGAGCUUCAGGGGUGCCUCAGAACCGAGGAGCAGCGGCGCACUGACGCACAACAACAGCUAGAGCGCACCAAGCGGGCGAUGCAACUGGUCAAGGAGGGCCUCGAGCAACUGGCCGGCAAGCUGCACUACGUCACGGUGGACGGCAGCCGCUACGCUGGUAAGGAGCUGGAUCCCCACGCCACUAACUACUUGCCAGACCUGCUGGGCGUGGUAGAGGAAAAGCUGUUGAAGCUGUGCAAGCAGCUUGAAAGCCUCGACCUGCCGGUGAUGUUGGAACACGUCUCGGAUCGCGAGUUCUACGCCAGUUUAGAGGGAAGGCUGCCCCUGUGCAACACCCGCAUCGAACUGCCCCUUGUCAGUUCCAAGGACAAGUUCUUCGACGAGGAGGAGAGUGAGGACGACGACAACCACGUGGUGACUCGUGCGGCACUCAAGAUCCGUUCCCAGAAAUUCAUCGAAUCCCGCAGCAAGAGGCGCAGUCGCUCGCGGAGGUCCUAG
Messenger RNA from Orycteropus afer afer, 1791 nucleotides. RefSeq names its product outer dynein arm docking complex subunit 3 (gene ODAD3). NCBI's taxonomy places the organism in Eukaryota, Metazoa, Chordata, Mammalia, Tubulidentata, Orycteropodidae. Bases 1 to 1791 code for a protein of 596 amino acids. The record is from RefSeq and is a predicted model, not a curated record. Gene Ontology annotation, biological process: cilium movement; outer dynein arm assembly. Gene Ontology annotation, cellular component: cilium. The transcript has 13 exons.